AUGUCCCAGCAACCCAGUCCUCCCCGCGACGGCUCACCCUCCGUCAACACCCCACCAACACCCCCCGUCAACACCCCACCAACACCCACCGACGACAACCGCCUCCCCCCCCUCUGGCACCCCACGUCGCCCCCACCACCACCACCCGCCUCCGCCCCCAGCUCCCCCACCUACCCCCGCGCCCUCUACGACUUCAUAACCACGACCCACGCCCGCACCGGCGGCGCGCUCGGCUCCCUCCUCGACGUCGGGUGCGGCGGCGCGGGCGAAGUGCUGGAGGCGCUGGCGCCGCGCUUCGAGCAGGCGCUCGGCGUCGGCAAAGGGUUCGAGUACGACGCGGCGGGCACGCGGCUGGCGGACGCGGAGGUGCGGACGCGGACGGGGCGCGCGGUGCGGCGGAAGUGCGGGUUGCCGGACAGGCUGGUCGCGGACGCCGGCGACGGCGUCGGGGAGUGGGAUUUGGUCGUCGUGGCGGACCUGGUGCAUCGUUUGUAUAUGAGGAGGUUCUGGCGGCAAGCCAGGCGGCUGCUCAAGCCAGGCGGCAGCGUUGCCAUCUUCGCCAAAUGCAGAUACGUCUUCCACCCUUCCAUGCCCGAAGCCGAGAGAUUGCAAAAUAUCUACGACGAGUUUUUGGAUCACACAGUGAGCUAUUGGGAGCCGUUCAACUACAAAGCCACCCGCGAAUUUUACCGAGACUUCACCCUUCCGUGGAGUCGCGGUGUCGGUGCUUCGCAGUAUUUCCCGGAAGAGCUGUUCGAGCGGCAUACGUGGAACGUCAAAGGCGCGCUGGAUGGAGAGGGUGGCGAGGACUUCUUCGGUGGCAGCCAGACGCUCACAUACCGUCAGCUUGAAGAACUUGUCGAAAAUACAGACCCAGUGCGGCGGAUGAGGAAGGCCAGGGCUGACCUGGAGGGAACGCCGCGCGACCCUGUUAAGAAUCUGAUCUUCGCCUUAAAGGCAGUUACUGGGGCUGGGGCGGAGCUUAGGGUGGGUGCGGGAUAUUGUUUACUAUUCUUCAAGCGGAAAUGA
Molecule: messenger RNA, 1029 nt
Organism: Diplodia corticola
Lineage: Eukaryota; Fungi; Ascomycota; Dothideomycetes; Botryosphaeriales; Botryosphaeriaceae
Product: methyltransferase domain-containing protein
Exons: 3
Coding region: 1-1029 (342 amino acids)
Source: RefSeq, a predicted model, not a curated record